Messenger RNA from Monascus purpureus, 1107 nucleotides. NCBI's taxonomy places the organism in Eukaryota, Fungi, Ascomycota, Eurotiomycetes, Eurotiales, Aspergillaceae. The record is from the annotation of a GenBank genome assembly.
AUGGCCCAAUAUGCGCUUCAGACUGCUCUGGCGACAGGGUUUUCAGCCACGGAAGGGAUACACAGUCCUCACCCUCGUCCAGUCGAUCCCAAGAAGAGUGAAGAUGCUUACGUACUACCAGCCAACAUCAUACCAGAUACGACCACUCGAUUAACGCUGAGAGGGGCCAAGGGGGACAUUAUGGUCCCCUACAUGUGCAUCGGGGCGUUCCCAUGGGGCGACAAAGCUACCUGGAAAUAUCACGAAGAUAGGGAUCUUCCUCACAUCAAAGAAGCGUGGGAGAAGCUACGUGGGGCUGGGAUGACCUUCGUCGACACGUCACCAGCGUAUGGAGACGGAGAAAGCGAGCGUAUAUGCAAAAUGCUCUUCAAAGGCAUGCCGCGGGAGUCGUUCGUGGUGCAAACCAAGUGGCUGUCGUUGCCGGAUCUAAACGUAUUCGAACAGUCCAAGGGACCGGUGUCCAAACUUAAACAAUCCCUCAAGAACCUUGGCCUUGAUUACGUCGAUGUAUAUCUCGUGCAUGGACCGAUCCAUCUGAGCAUGGUGUCAACUAUCGCAAAGGGUCUCGCAGAUUGCGUUAAACGCGGAUUAGCCAAAGCAGUGGGCGUGGCCAAUUACGACAAGUCGGAGAUGAUCAAGAUGGCCGAUGCACUUGAAAGACAUGGGGUUCCUCUCUCUGUUAAUCAGUGUGAAUACUCCGUCAUCAGGAGACAUCCCGAGUCUCAUGGUCUCAUCCGCGAAUGCCGACAGCGAGGAAUUGUCUUUCAGGGCUUCGCAUCUCUGGCGCAAGGACGCCUCACGGGCAGGUAUUCGGUAGGAAACAAGCCACCACGAAACUACCGCUUCAGCAGCUACCCCAUGCAGAUGCUGGAGCCCACAGUGAACGUGCUGAGGCGGAUUGCCGAGGAAAGACGAAUAGCCAUAUCAGCUGUAGCGUUGAAUUUCUGCAUCAACAAGGGCGUUGUUCCGGUGGUCGGUAUCCGCACCGCUGAGCAGGCAGAACAGAACCUCGAAGCUCUUGGCUGGCGAUUGACACCGGACGAGAUUCGACGUAUUGAGACCGUUAGCAUUGAAGGGAAGACGAGUUUCCUCUUUCAACAUGGUUGA